AUGGCACCCAAACAGGGACCCUUAGAUGAAGUCAUACGGAAGCGCCUCCUAAUUGAUGGAAAUGAUGCUGGAGAUGAUCGCAGAAUUAAUCUACUAGUGAAAAGUUUCAUUAAAUGGUGCAACUCUGGAUCCCAGGAAGAGGGUUACAGCCAGUACCAACGUAUGCUGAGUACACUGUCCCAGUGUGAAUUUUCCAUGGGAAAAACUUUGCUGAUAUAUGAUAUGAAUCUAAGAGAAAUGGAAAAUUAUGAAAAAAUUUACAAAGAAAUAGAAUGUAGCAUUGCUGGAGCACAUGAAAAAAUUGCUGAGUGCAAAAAGCAGAUUCUUCAAGCAAAACGAAUACAAAAAAAUCACGAAGAAUAUGGUGUUUUGGCAAAAGUGAUUCAGCAUCAUCCAGACAGGCAUGAGACAUUAAAGAAACUAGACGCUAUGGGCAAAGAAUUGGAGCAUCUUUCACAUAUUAAAGAAAGUGUUGAAUAUAAGCUGGAAUUGAGACAGAAACAGUUUCAUGUUCUUCUUAGUACCAUCCACGAACUUCAGCAAAUACUGGAAAAUGAUAAGAAGCUCUCAGAGUUGGAGGAGGCUCAGGAAACAAGCAUGGACACAGAUCCUAAGCCAUAG
Messenger RNA from Myotis myotis, 621 nucleotides. RefSeq names its product THO complex subunit 7 homolog. The transcript has a single exon. Gene Ontology annotation, biological process: mRNA processing; mRNA export from nucleus. Lineage: Eukaryota; Metazoa; Chordata; Mammalia; Chiroptera; Vespertilionidae. Bases 1 to 621 code for a protein of 206 amino acids. Gene Ontology annotation, cellular component: THO complex part of transcription export complex. The record is from RefSeq and is a predicted model, not a curated record.